AGCAGUGCGUUUUAGCUUUGCUAGCAUCUGUAGAAACUACAAGUCCAAUGAAGCCGUGCAGCGAGCGUGUUUUUACAGGAAGUCUCGCAGGCAGAGCGUCAGUGUGUCAUCCGGUUGGGGAGUGGAGGGCUGAAAACAAGCUUUCGGGAACAAAUACUGAGUUAAAUUAAAUCAAUGCACGAACGCUGAGCGUCUUCUUGGCUGCUUGAAGAACGAUGCGGUGAAUAAAAGAAACCGGAAGCGAGUCAUCUAUAAUAAGCCAGCCAUCAGUCCCAGCCUGCACUGUCAAUCUUCCAUCCAGGGCGCGGCCAUGAAUAAACAACAAAGUAAGGAGAGUCUCAAGGAGAAGGUCAAGGGGAUCUUUGGACUCGGGACUUCUCGGCCGCAGACCAAGCCGUGUGACAACAAGCUUCCAGAAUUUAUUAUAACACCAGAGCUCAUAAAGGACCUCCAACCAGAUUGUGGCUUGAACAAUCGAAUUCGAGUGAUUGGCCAAAUAUGUGAACUAGCAAAAAUGAAAAAAUUUGAGGAGCACGCCGUGGAGGCUGUGUGGAAAGCUGUGGAGGACAUGCUGACCCCAGAGCAGCCACCAGAGGCCAGGCAUGCUGUCCUGCUGCUCCUUAGAGCCAUCAUACAGGGACAGGGCGAAUGGCUCGGUCAUCUGAGAGCUCACUUCUUUAAAGUGAUCAGAGAUUACCAACCAAGCAACGAGGACCUCUCGGAAAGACUGGAAGUGUUCAAAGCUUUAACUGAAAACGGGAAGGACAUCACGUACCUGGAGGAGGACAUAGCACCUUUUGUCCUCCUGUGGAUGGACAUAGGUCUCACCUCUGACUUUCUCCAUGUUUUGGUCAAUCUGGUGAAGUUCAACAGCUGCUACCUGGACCAGAAUGUCUCCGUCAUGGUCCAGAAAAUCUGUCUGCUGUGCAACAGAACAACAUCGUCCACAGAUAUUGAGGUGGCUCUUCAGGUCUUGGAUGCUGUUGUUUGCUACAACUGUCUGCCCUCAGAGUCCCUCACCAUUUUCAUCAUAACACUAUGUCGUACGGUUAAUGUGAAGGAGUUUUGUGAGUCCUGCUGGAAGUUGAUGAGGAAGGUUUUGGGGACUCAUCUCGGCCACAGCGCUAUUUACACAAUGUGUCGCAUCAUGGAGGAAAGGGUGUACAUGGAGGACGCACCGCUGCUGAGAGGAGCGGUAUUCUUUGUUGGGAUGGCGCUGUGGGGCGCACACAGACUCCCUGCCCUGAAAAACACACCAACACUUGUUCUGCCAUCUUUUUACAAGGCCAUGUCUUGUGCCAACGAGGUGGUGUCUUAUGAAAUCGUCCUCUCCAUCACCAGACUGAUCAAAAAAUAUGGCAAAGAAUUGCAGGUGGUCACAUGGGACAUCCUGCUGGGCAUCAUAGAGCGACUGCUGCAGCAGAUCCAGACGAUCGGCAGUGCAGAGCUGAAGGCUAUUGUCUAUGAACUCCUGACUACAGUGGAGGAGCUGUUUGAGCAGAACAGCUACCACGGAUCCACAGAGAAGUUCUUCAGUCUGGUGGAGAAAUGUGCCGACAAGAGACCGGACGCGUCGGUCCUGACCCUCAUCUCAUACCGAGCUCAGUCUAUCCAGCCAGCCAAGGACGGCUGGAUUCAGAGCCUUCACCGCCUCAUGGAGAAGUUUUUUAAGAACGAGACCCGCAGUGUGAUAAGGAUCAAAGUGCUUCAUAUCCUGUCCUUCGUUCUCAGCACCAACAGACAGCUUUAUGAGGAUGAGCUGAUUGAAAUGGUUGUGAUCCCUCAGCUGAGUGGGAUUGCUGAAGAUAAGGAUCUGGCUGUCAGAAAGCAGGCCACCCAGCUUUUGGUGGACCUCGCUGAGGGCUGCAACACACACCACUUCACCAGCCUUCUGGACAUCAUUGAGCGGGUGGCCAGUCGCUCUCUCGUUUGUUCGGGGCCCCUGGAGGUUUCCGAGAGAGACCCCACAGCAGAAUCUCCAAUGGAGGACGUCAAGACUGCGGUACUGGGUCUGCUGGAAAUUCUUCAGAGCAAACUUUACAGCCUCCCAGCCAGCCACGCGAGUCGUGUUUAUGAGCUGCUCAUUAGUCACCUGCAGCUUCACUACAAGAACAAGUACUGUUCAGCCAUCGCCUCCACCGUCAGAUUACAGGUCUUUGAUUUCUUCUUGAUGAUGCGAGCAGACUCUCUGCAUCGCAUCGGCGUUCCCAACAAAGACGGAGCCAUGAGGUUCAGUCCUUACUGCUACUGUGACAUGGGGGAGCCCGAAAAGCGCGUUGGUGAAAAAAAGCAGAUGGGUUCUACAUCUCCUCCUGCUGGGAGUCCUGCUCCACCGGCUGCCCCUCCAGCUUCAGCAGCCUCCAUCCGCUCGGCUUACCUGCCCUACGCACCUGCCUUCAGCGUCCUGCUGCAAUGCCUCAAGAUGGAAACCGAUUGGAAAGUGCUGAAACUCGUUCUUGACAAGCUUCCUUGGAUGCUCCAGUAUAAAGUCCUGCUGCUCACAUCACCAUGCAGCCUAGACCAGCUCUGUUCCACCCUCUGCCUCAUGGUAACGGAUCGUCUGAUCUCAGAGCGUUUGAAAAAGACACCAGAGGGGUUUUCCCGCACAGAUGUUCAGCUGGCUGUAGUUCCCGUCCUAACGGCCAUCACAUCUUACCACAACUACUUGGAGAAGUCGAGACAGAGAGAACUGGUUCAGUGCCUCGAGACCGGCCUAAUUUAUCGAUGUGCCAAGCAGUGUGUGGUGGCUCUUACAAUGUGCACUGUGGAGAUGCCUGAUAUCAUGAUCAAACUCCUCCCUGCGCUCAUCGUCAAGCUAACCCACAUUUCUGCCACCGUUGCCAUGGCAUCUCCGAUGCUCGAAUUCCUCUCCACUCUGGUGCGUUUGCCCCAUCUAUAUGCCAACUUUGUAGCUGAGCAGUACGUCAGCGUGUUUGCCAUCUCGCUGCCCUACACCAACCCCUCUAAGUUUAAUCAGUAUAUCGUGUCUCUGGCCCACCACGUGAUUGCCAUGUGGUUCAUUCGCUGCAGACUCCCCUUCCGCAAGGACUUUGUUCAGUACAUCACAAAGGGUUUGCGUUCCAACGCCCUGCUGCCUUUCGACGACGGGCACGAACAAAGCCCGUUUCGAGCACGAAGCACCAGUCUCAAUGAAAGACCCAAAAGCCUGCGGGCUGCGAAGGUGUCAAAGGCAGCUGCUGUAGCCAAUAGCAGCAGCUCUCCAGUUAAAGAGCUGAGGGACCUGUCAGCCAUGGAUGCUUUCCGCUCCCGCAGCAUCAGCGUCUCCGAACAUGCCAAUCGCAGGAUGCACACUUCAACCACCACCUGCAGUUUGGGAUCAGCUGAUGAAAAUGCUGUAACUCAGGCAGACGAGGGUCUGAAGACCGUCCACCUGGAGCUUACAGAGACUUGUUUAGAUAUGAUGGCACGAUACGUGUUCUCCAACUUCUCUGCCCUGCCCAAGAGGUCUCCCAUUGCAGAGUUCCUAUUAGCCGGCGGUCGCAGUAUGACCUGGCUGGUGGGCAACAAGUUGGUGACCAUAACAACCAGUGGAGGCAUCAGAACACAGGCAUUGCUGGGGCUGGACAUGUCAGAACGUCUGGGAGGAGGAGGAGGAGAAAUGACCAGGUCGGAUCCGUCACUUCACACCCGAAUAACCAAAGAGGCUCCGGCCAAACUGGAGUCCCAGUCCAGCCAGCAGCACAACCGAUCCAACCGGAUACGCGUCCGCUCCAUGUCUGGUGGUCACGCUUUACGCGGCGGUCCGACUCAGAGCCUCAGUCCUCUGGUUUCGCCAUCUGAGGGAGAGUUGGCCACUUCUCUCUCUCCCUCCUCGGGUCCUGCUCUGGACAAUGUUGGACCUCCCUCGUCCAUGGCCUCCUCUGCUCCUCCUCCUCCUCUCAAAGACAACCCAAGCCUGGCUGAGUUUGUCCCGAUGCUCACUCAGGGCUGGGCAGAAAUCUUCAUACGGAGACCUUCAGGUAACACCAGCUGGCUGAUGUGUCUGGAGAACCCCCCCAGUCCCUUCUCCUCUGAGCUCGGCAACAUGCCGCUGCAGGAGCUCUCCACCGUCCUGAUGGCAAUGGAGGGAGUGAAGGAGCCUCCCGCUCAGACAGCCAGCGCUCCCGCCAGCACGGCCGCCCCGGCUCCCACGUCUGUCUCUGAGCCUCUGAGUCAAACGCAGAGCGGCGUUGGAGGGAAGCCGAACCUGAUUCAGUGCUCCAACACUGUGGGCGGCUCCCUCUGGUCUCUGGGUCUGGGCUGUGCCCCCCCAGGCCCCCCAACUCCUGGCAGGUUGCACAGGAGCAUUUCUUGGGCAGACUCUGUAGUGGUGCUAGAGGAAGGGUCAGGGGUUACCACACCACACACCCCUCUGGAGUGGGUGGAGGGUGCAGAGUUUGAGCCGAUGCCCUCCGAGCCCAUUUACAUCUCCACCGACAAGACUCCUCCUCCUGGAACACUCAGCAGAUCCUCCUCCACCUCCAGUCAAGAUGAUGAAAAGUCAACUCUGGAAGAAGUGAGUGAAGGAGCCAUUCCCAUUGACCAGCCCGCUCUGGGUCCCUCCACUCCAGGAAGCCAGGGACCCGAACUUCCUUUUCAGAGCCAGUCCCAGUCUCAAGGUCAUGGACUCAACAAGUCCAGCUCCUCCCCAGAGCUCCAGACACUACCCGAGGCCUUUGCCAAAGCUAACAUGGAGUCUGAGAGUGUUCAGGUGGACGUAUCUCGCCCAAGAGCACCCUCAGAUGGAAAGCCUCAGUCACAGCAGCCCCAUUUUGAAAAGGACAAAGUGGAAGGAAGCACAAGAGGGGAUUUUAAUGUGCUGGGAGGUCAGAACCAAGGAGGAGAAGGUUCAGGCUCAUCAUCUCAGAGUGGAGGAGCAGGGAUGAGGUUGGCUUUCCCAGCUGCCCAAACACAAUCUGGACCCAUCUCUCCCAGUGGAGGGCACCGACCCCGAGGUCACACCAUUUCAGUUUCAGCUCCCUCCUCCAGGAGAGAGCGGAGGACUGAGAGGGACUCUUAUCACAAUCGAUCCGGGCCAAGCAACACUGAGAAAAUGUCUGGACUGAGCCCCAGUUUUGUGUUCCUGCAGCUCUACCACUCUCCUUUCUUUGGUAACGAAGCCAACAAGCCACUGCUGCUGCCUAAAACUCAGGUGAUCGAUCGAGCUGUGAAGGUUCUGGACCAGAUGCCUCCUUAUGACACCCAUAAGAUCGGAGUGGUGUUUGUUGGAGCCGGGCAGGUCAACAACGAGGUUGCCAUCCUGUCAAACGAAUACGGAUCCAACCGCUACGCCGCCUUUCUCACUGGUCUCGGGAAGCUAAUCCACCUCAAGGACUGUGACCCUGACCAGAUCUUUCUCGGAGGACUCGACCAGUAUGGAGAUGAUGGAGAGUUCACCUACUGCUGGCACGACGAUAUCAUGCAGGCCAUCUUCCACAUAGCCACACUGAUGCCAAACCGAGAGAGCGACAAGGGCUGCUGCAACAAAAAACGACACAUCGGCAACGAUUUCGUCAUGGUGGUGUACAACGACUCGGGAGAGGAGUACAAACUGGGAACUAUAAAGGGCCAGUUUAAUUUUGUAGAAGUCAUAAUUAAACCUUUGGAUUAUGAAUGCAACCUCGUUUCCCUUCAGUGCCGUAAAGAUCUCGAGGGUUUAGUCGACACAACGGUGGCGAAGAUCGUUUCAGACCACAACCUUCCCCUCUUAGUGAGACAAAUGGCUCUGCACGCAAACAUGGCUUCUCUGGUGCACCAGUACAGGGCUAACCCCUCGGAUGCGUAUGCCUCCAAGUGGCUUGCAAGAUUACGACACAUCAAGAGGAUCAGAACCCGAGCUCAAGAAGACAUCCAGUCCCGCUCCAAUCCCGGGAUCUCUCUGACCCAAGGACACACUCAGCAGAACAAGUCGUUUCAGCAAACCACGUCAGCGCCAAACGCCGAGCCCUCUGGGCAGAGGAAGAGACUCGUAUCCACAGUGGAUGAUUUCACCGAUUUUGUUUGAUUGUUCUCUGACAGACACACUCACACCCCCCGACCACAGACAGGUGAUGUUUGUGGGUCCGUUAGUGUACGGAAGAAAAGUGAUCAUUAAAAAAAUAUCUGAAACAGCGAA
Nothobranchius furzeri (turquoise killifish) is the source of this 6115-nucleotide messenger RNA. RefSeq names its product TSC complex subunit 2 (gene tsc2). Gene Ontology annotation, cellular component: cytoplasm; TSC1-TSC2 complex; nucleus. Gene Ontology annotation, molecular function: GTPase activator activity. Gene Ontology annotation, biological process: negative regulation of Wnt signaling pathway; positive regulation of GTPase activity; regulation of small GTPase mediated signal transduction. The record is from RefSeq and is a predicted model, not a curated record. Lineage: Eukaryota; Metazoa; Chordata; Actinopteri; Cyprinodontiformes; Nothobranchiidae.